GAGAGAGAGAGAGAGAAGAGAGAAGAGAAGAGAGAGAGAGAGAGAGAGUCAACGAUUCAGUCACACAUCGGACAGUCAUGCAAGCAUACAGUCAGACGGGUUACACGGUCAGGCAAGCAGUCAGACACUCAGAUAUUCAAGCAGUUAUACAUUUUAUCGAAAAGUCAGUCAAGAGUGUUGCUGACAGUCGGGUAUGCAGUCAAGCAAGCAGCCACAAAGUCAGGUGUGCAGUUAGACAGUCAGCCGAGGAAGCAGACAGACAGUCAGCCAAGCAACAGUCAGCCAAGCAAGCAGUCAGCCAAGCAAGCAGUCACAAAGUCAGCCAAGCAAGCAGACAGAGUCAGUAAGCAAGCAGUCACAAAGUCAGAAGUCAGUCAGCCAAGCAAGCAAGUCACAAAGUCAGCCAGCAAGCAGUCAAGCAGUCAGCCAAGCAAGCAGUCACAAAGUACCAAGCAAGCAGUCACCAAGCAAGCAGUCACAAAGUCAGCCAAGCAAGCAGUCACAAAGUCAGGCCAAGUAAGCAGUCAGCACAAAGCAGCCAAGCAAGCAGUCAGCAAGUCAGCAAGCAAGCAGUCACAAAGUAGCAAGCAAGCAAGCAGUCAGCCAAGCAAGCAGUCACAAAGUCAGCAAGCAGCAAGCAAGCAGUCACAAAGUCAGCCAAGCAAGCAGUCACAAAGUCAGCCAAGCAAGCAGUCACAAAGUCAGCCAAGCAAGCAGUCACAAAGUCACAAGCAAGCAGUCACAAAGUCAGCCAAGCAAGCAGUCACAAGUCAGCCAAGCAAGCAAGCACAAAGUCAGCCAAGCAAGCAGGCACAAAAGUCAGCCAAGCAAGCAGUCAGCCAAGCAAAGCAGCACAAAGUCAAGCACAAAGUCAGCCAAGCAAAAGCAGUCACAAAAGUCAAGCAAGCAAGCCAGUCAGCCAAGCAAGCAAACAAAGUCAGCCAAGCAAGCAAGGCAGCCAAAGUCAGCCAAGCAAGCAGUCACAAAGUCAGCCAAGCAAGCAGUCAGUCAGCAAAAGCCAGAAAGUCAGCCAGCAAGCAGUCACAAAAGUCAGCCAAGCAAGCAGUCAGCCAAGCAAGCAGUCAGCCAAGCAAGCAGUCACAAAGUCAGCCAAGCAAGCAGCAGUCAGCCAAGCAAGCAGUCAGCCAAGCAGCAAGCACAAAGUCAGCCAAGCAAGCAGUCACAAGUCAGCAAGCAAGCAGUCACAAAGACAGUCAGCAAGCAAGCAAGCAGUCACAAAGUCAGCCAAGCAAGCAGUCACAAAGUCAGCCAAGCGAGCAGUCACAAAGUCAAGCAAGCAAGCAGUCAGCCAAGCAAGCAGUCAAGCAGCACAAAGUCAGCCAAGCAAGCAGUCACAAAGUCAGCCAAGCAAGCAGUCACAAAGUCAGCCAAGCAAGCAGUCACAAAGUCAGCAAGCAAGCGUCAGCCAAGCAAGCAGUCACAAAGUCAGCCAAGCAAGCAGUCAGCAAGCAAGCAGUCACAAAGUCAGCAAGCAGUAAGCACAGUCAGCCAAGCAAGCAGUCACAAAGUCAGCCAAGCAAGCAGUCACAAAGUCAGCCAAGCAGCAGCAAAGCAGUCAGUCACAAAGUCAGCAAGCAGUCAGCCAAGCAAGCAGUCAAAGUCAGCCAAGCAAGCAGUCAGCAGCAAGUCAGACAGCAGUCAGCAGGCAGGCAGUCACAAAGUCAGCCAAGCAAGCAGUCACAAAGUCAGCCAAGCAAGCAGUCAGCCAAGCAAGCAGUCACAAAGUCAGCAGUCAGCCAAGCAAGCAGUCACAAAGUCAGCCAAGCAAGCAGUAAGACAGUCAGCCAAGCAAGCAGCAGUCAGCCAGCAAAGCAAAGUCAGCAACAAGCAGUCAGCCAAGCAAGCAGUCACAAAGUCAAGCAGUCAGCAGUCACAAAGUCAGACAUGCAGUCAGAAAUUCAAGCAAGAAUGCAGCCAGACGAGCAGGGACCAAAGCACGGGAUCUCCAGAGUGCCAAAUAAGGACACACCAAAAUAG
Penaeus vannamei (Pacific white shrimp) is the source of this 1998-nucleotide messenger RNA. The record is from RefSeq and is a predicted model, not a curated record. NCBI's taxonomy places the organism in Eukaryota, Metazoa, Arthropoda, Malacostraca, Decapoda, Penaeidae.